Brassica napus (rape) is the source of this 1159-nucleotide messenger RNA. RefSeq lists its product as uncharacterized. The transcript is spliced from 2 exons. The record is from RefSeq and is a predicted model, not a curated record. Lineage: Eukaryota; Viridiplantae; Streptophyta; Magnoliopsida; Brassicales; Brassicaceae. Bases 319 to 981 code for a protein of 220 amino acids.
AGUACACAAAUAUAGCAACACUAACUAUCACAACCACAACCACAAUUAUCUUUUUCUCAUUCUUUUUCUCUUUCUCUUUCUCUUUCUUUUUCUUACCUAUUUCUAAACAUAGCAAGCCUGAGAAAGAAACACACACAAAAACCGUUGUCUUUAGUCCUUCCUAACUGUUUUUCAGAGAUAAACAAAACGUGAGUUCCCUAAAUUUCCCUUGACCAAAAGAAACAAUUUGCAACAAGAAAAAAUCGUGACAAUGGCAUAAAAAAUGGUGAUGCUAUAGGCCAAGGGAAAAAGAAUAAGAAGGUAGAAGAGGCAAAGGACAUGGAAGAGAGUCACAGAGGAUCAUCUUCAACACCACAAUCUCGAAGAAUCAUGGUGAUUGCCGACCCAACCCGUGAAUCCGCAGCUGCUCUUCAAUACGCUCUUUCACAUGCCGUGCUUGAGCAAGACGAGCUUAUCCUCGUCCAUGUUGAAAACAAUGGUGGCUCAUGGAAAAAUGCUUUCUCCAGUUUUUUGAGAUUACCAAGCUCCAGCUCCUCCUCAAACACCAGCGGGUCUUCACCAGGAGCUGCUAAUUUUAAUCCUAGCACAGCAAACUCGGCUUCAUCUUUGGCCUCAGAAAUUGGUCAGGGAGAAGGAAAUUUUCUUGAACAGAUGAGACGUAUAUGUGAAGUCGCUCAGCCAAAGGUACCUGUUCACACCGAGUGUAUAACCAUGGAAGGCAUCAAAGCUGCAGCUAUUCUUCUUCACGGAGAGAAACUUGGGGUUGAUGUUAUAAUCAUUGGUCAGCGGAGGACAAUCUCAUCCUCCCUUCUAGGAUCUAGGCGACCUGGAGGGUCUCUAAGAGGGUCAAAAGGAGUAGACACAGCGGAAUAUCUAAUCGAGAAUAGCAAAUGCACAUGUGUUGGUGUGCAGAAGAAAGGUCAAAAUGGAGGGUAUGUUCUAAACACCAAGACCCACAAGAACUUUUGGCUCUUGGCGUGAUCAUGCUCAAUGCUCCUAGUCAGUUUCAUAAUUCAUAAAUGUAGCUAAAAAGGAAAUUAUUAAAAUUUACCUGUCAUCUUCACUUGCUUGUUUCAUGAUCUCUAACUUCAGUAGAUGAAGUGUUAUGGAGGCAAACAUAAAUGAACUAUUUAUUUUACCAGGUUCAAUGUUAGCCAGA